AUGGCUGAUUCCAGCCCAGAGCCUAAAUUAUCCCCAGUGGAUUCUGCUCCGACCUCUCCCAUAUUCGCUAAACCUCCCAGCUCAGGGCUACCUCCUUCCAAAGCCCGGGCUAGUUCGCGCGACGACUUUGAAGAGUCGUCGAGGCCCGGGAAGAGACCGAGACUCGACGGACCUUUCAUGACUGCCGCUGCCGCUUUCGCCGAGGAACGACAGAAGGCAUCUCAAUCUACACCUCCGCCAACAUCUGGAACAAGUCCAAAUCCGUUGCACCAAGCCCGAAGUGCGCUCAUGGGCUCAGACCAGACUGCGACGAGCAAAGCUCCCGAGGCAACACCAGAAAUUCCUUCAGAUCCCACCACUACCCUCAGUGAACCACUGGCUGUAGUCGCAGAAAACAUUCAGCAACUGCCCGCUUCUGCUCCGGAAGGCUCUUUUACUGGAGAUAACCAUGCAGCGCUGACCAGUCCCACAAGCAUGUCGAGCGGCGGGACAUUGGGCACGCUAGAAGGCAUGCCGGGGGUCUCGGGUAUGACCACCACCGUGGGCAGCCCACUCGCGCUUGAAGACACACUCCGCCAGGUGGUGAAUGCAGAUGCAGGCUCGACUUCUCCUAGCGAUGUCGCAAAGACAGGGGCGCUCUCAUAUCCAACCCCCUUCCUACAGCCGCAAGUAGCAGAAAACGCUGCUAGACGAGGGAUGAGCUUGCCUCAUUCCGGUACACGCCAAGCCAAGAAAAACCCUACGUCUGCUCGACCUGUUCAUCGCGAUUUCGCCGUCUUCAUGACCUCAAGCGGCACACCAAGCUUCAUACCGGCGAAAGGCCUCAUAUAUGCCCUAAAUGUGGUCGGAAGUUUGCUCGGGGGGAUGCAUUAG
Molecule: messenger RNA, 873 nt
Organism: Fonsecaea monophora
Lineage: Eukaryota; Fungi; Ascomycota; Eurotiomycetes; Chaetothyriales; Herpotrichiellaceae
Exons: 2
Coding region: 1-873 (290 amino acids)
Source: RefSeq, a predicted model, not a curated record